Messenger RNA from Lodderomyces margitis, 1086 nucleotides. RefSeq names its product FAD-binding oxidoreductase. The record is from RefSeq and is a predicted model, not a curated record. The annotation marks the transcript as partial. NCBI's taxonomy places the organism in Eukaryota, Fungi, Ascomycota, Pichiomycetes, Serinales, Debaryomycetaceae. Gene Ontology annotation, biological process: lactate catabolic process. The transcript has 2 exons. Gene Ontology annotation, cellular component: mitochondrion. Gene Ontology annotation, molecular function: D-lactate dehydrogenase (cytochrome) activity; FAD binding; D-lactate dehydrogenase (NAD+) activity.
AUGUUGGAAGCACCCACGAUAUUUUUCAAACUUGGCGGGAUAAAUGAUGUUGUUGUCAAUGAAAAUGUCAAGAUACUAAAGUCCAUUACCGAGGCUAAUGAAGCUGCCAACUUCAAAUUUGCUAGAAACAAAGAAGAACAGGAAGAGUUAUUCUCGGCAAGGAAAAAUGCAUUUUAUGCCAUGAUCAAUUGGGGUCGUAACGAAAUUGAUGAAGAUGUUAGGAUAUGGGUUACAGAUAUUGCAGUUCCAUUGUCGCGUUUAUCUCAUGUACUAGAUAAAAUCAAUGGCUGGAUUAAGAAUUCACCAUUUGAAUCAAUUAUUUUAGCUCAUGCAGGUGAUGGAAAUUUCCACGCAGAUAUUUUCUACCGAAAAGAACAAAGAUCUGAAGUCGAAGCAAUUGUUAAUAAGAUGAUUCAAUUGGGAAUCGAUAAUGAUGGAACUGCCACGGGCGAACAUGGAAUUGGGAAUGCUAAGCGAAGAUUUCUCCAGUUGGAAUUGGGCGAGGAUACAAUUGAUAUGAUGAGAAAGAUUAAGUUGUCGUUGGAUCCAAACCGGAUCAUGAAUCCGGAUAAAAUUUUCAAAAUCGAUCCCACUGAUAACGUUUCGGGAUUUACAUGUACAGCAUUGGCAUCAUAUGCAGCUUACAAGUAUGGCCAGCAUGAAGUGUUGACUCACCCACCAUUAAAUUUGUUUCCCAAGUCGUCGACCACAAAAUUGAAAUCACUUGAUCCUCCAAAAUAUUGUAACGAUAUUUCAUCAGUUAUUCCUCAAAUUGCCAGUCUUGGUAUCCUAGUGGUUAGCAGUAAACCAGAAAUUGAUCAUCAUACCAGUAAUGACUUCACCACCCAUAAACCAUUGGAGGGCGAGGUGCCACAGUACAUCAUUUAUCCCAAAUCGACAGAGGAAGUGUCACAAGUGCUAAAAAUAUGCAAUAGAGAGCGUAUACCGGUGGUUCCAUUUUCGGGAGGUAGCAGUAUUGAAGGUAACUUUCACUCCACUCGUAAGGGUGUUGUGGUUAACACGUCGCGAAUGAAUCAAGUGUUAGCAGUCAACGAUAACGAUUUAGAUGUGGUCGUUCAAUGUGGG